Mixia osmundae IAM 14324 is the source of this 1473-nucleotide messenger RNA. RefSeq lists its product as uncharacterized. The coding region runs from base 1 to 1473 and encodes 490 amino acids. The transcript has 3 exons. Gene Ontology annotation, cellular component: U5 snRNP. The record is from RefSeq and is a predicted model, not a curated record. NCBI's taxonomy places the organism in Eukaryota, Fungi, Basidiomycota, Mixiomycetes, Mixiales, Mixiaceae.
AUGAGCAACAGAAAGCGUGGCCUAGAUCCCUAUGCUGCUCAGUCGGAUAGAACAGCCAUCGGCUCGGGCCCAAGCUCAAAGAAGAAAGUCAAAUUCUCCAAAGCUGAUCCAGUAAGCUUGACAGACGAUGGCGACGCCGAGCUCGACUUCCCAGGUCAGAGCAAGAAGCGCAACAGCCGAUCUGCCCGACGGGGCACCAUCCAGACUGACGGCUACGACUCUGACUCGUCUGACGAGGGUAAACCUGCCGCUGCCGAUUCAGCUACCAAGCCAGGUCAGGAAGAUGAUGACGAUGACAUGUUCGGUGCGGCGACGGGUACCUCAUCUGCCAAUGCUGUCCCGCCUUCCGCGUCUGGGAGCAAUCCAGACAGAGUGAGAGAUGCGGGAUUGGAGCCCAAGGGUUCAGCUGCAAGUCAGAAAGAGUUUCUCGACCUCAACGAUAUAGAGGGUCAAGAGAUCUCUGCAAAGGAUAUGCGGGACAGCGAGGAUGAAGACGAUGGUCCGAGGGGCAAGAGAGGGAAGAAAGCUCAGUCGAACGAGGAGGAAACGAGCGAGAGUGAGGAAGAGGAAUUUGAGCAAGGUGACGAGCACGCCAAUGCCGAUGAUGCUCCUCGCUCGAGGAGGAGCAAGAAGGGCAUGGGAUACGCCAUGUCUGGCUUCAACAUGGUCGAAGAACUCAAAGAGGGCAGGCUAGCAGCAGAUGGCACAUACUUACAUUCUGGCGGCGACCCGCUUGCGGUCCAUGAUGCUUGGCUGCAAGGUGUCUCGUCGAAGAAGGAGAUCAAAGCGGCUCGGCUGGCGAAAGAAAAACGUGAUGCCGAAGUGGAAGCGCAAGAGAAAGCAGAUCGAGCGAGAUUACCUGCUUCCGCUGCUCAAUGCUACAGCAUACUGGUCGAUGGCGGGCCGAUCAGGCCAGGCGAGAGCGUCAUGGCCGCUCUCAAACGAUUGGGCGAUGCAAAAAAGGCUGCCCCCGAGGGCAGAGACAUACUAGAACAGAUCGAGCUUCUUACGCGAAUGGCCUCAUUGCUGCUCGACACGUACGGCGAGGCCGAUAUCUACGAGAGCACGUACGAAUCCAUCAUUCGUACGCUAAGGAUAGAGGGCGAAGUGCCGAGAGGUUGGGAGCCCAAGCCACCCAUGACUAAUUCGGGAGAUGCAAUCCAGCCAGAGUCUCGUGCAGACAAGACAACGAGGAAAGCCGACGGGCUGGUCAAACGACCCGCUAUUUCUCGUCCGAGCCAGCCCGAGCCUGCCUCCGUCAAGCAGCAAGAACCGCAAUACUUGUAUCGCUGGAAGGCAGACUCAGGCGUGGCAUCCGAUCAAAUCGACAAGACGUUUGGCCCGUUUCCACAAUCCUCAAUGGAGAGCUGGAUCAGCGCCAACUUCUUUGGCGGAUCCGAUGCGAGCAAGAUCCUUGUCCGGCGCGAAGGAGCGGGACAAGAUUGGCAAGCUUGGCAACAAGCCAGACUGUAG